Molecule: messenger RNA, 2430 nt
Organism: Brugia malayi
Lineage: Eukaryota; Metazoa; Nematoda; Chromadorea; Rhabditida; Onchocercidae
Exons: 18
Coding region: 1-2430 (809 amino acids)
Source: RefSeq, a predicted model, not a curated record
AUGUUACCUCUAAUUUAUGGUACGGUAAUAACACUAGUAUUAAUCGCUCCGACAUUGAUCACAGCAAUCGAUUACGAGGACAACGAUCUGGCUAAAGUAUGUCGACCUUUGGACCGUCAACUGGACUUGUUGUUCAUUCUGGAUGGUUCCGGUAGUGUUAGUGGAAGCACUUUCGCAACACAAAUGGCUAUGUUGAAUAAGAUAGUCGAUUUGAUCGAAAUUGGUCCGAAAAAUACGCAAAUUGCUGUAAUGCAAUAUUCAUCAUACACACGAGUGGAAUUUAAUUUUAGUGCCAAUCCAAACAAGGAAUCACUUCGUGCUUCACUUCAAAAAAUUCGACACAUUUCGGGAACAACGAAAACUGGCAAAGCAUUGGACAAAGCCCUUCAUGUUUUCUGUCAUGAUUCCAACUUUGGAACACGAUUGAAUCAGGAUGAUGUGGCACAGGUAGCUGUCGUUGUCACCGAUGGCCAUUCACAUGAUGAUCCAAUACCAGCUGCAAUGCGACUUCGUCAAGCUGGUGUUGAAAUACUUACUCUUGGUAUUGGUGCGCACAUUAAUAUGGGUGAACUGGUGGAAAUUACGGGUGACCAGAAUCUUGCCUUUCAGAAUCUAACUUCUCAGGCUUCACUGGAUCAGUUCGUGCAUCAGUUUAAGAAAAUUGCUGUUGGCGAGCACUGUGACUUUUCGAGAGGUCUUUUUGGAGCUGAAAUAAAUUGUCACAGUGAUUCUGUCGAAAUCAUUGUUUCGACAGUUAAUCCAUUCUACGGACAUCUCUACGUACCUGGUUACUUUCACGUUCCAGAGUGCGCUGCAACUGCACAGAACUCAUCUUCCAGGGAGAUUCGCUUUUCAAUAGAUCUUACUUCUUGUAACAUCCAAAAGCAGAUAAAACAAAAUCUUAUGGGUACACUAUUCGAAACAAAUGUUUUGCUGAAAUUUCAUCCAUCAUACAAUACAAAAGCGGAUAAGGUUUUCAAGGUGCAAUGUUUUUAUCCUGAAAAAGUACCAAAAUUGCCGAGAAAAUAUAUGGACAAUCCAGUGGCUACUAGUAAUAAGAAUGAAUUGAAAAUGCCCUGUUCUUACAAGAUGGUAUCAAAUACGAAACCAAAUGAUAAAUGUAUAUUAGAAGAUGUCCGUGUCGGUGAUCAGAUUAUUCAUUCAUGGGAGUGCGAUAAAGAUUCUUUCGAUACAUAUCAGUCGAUGCUUGUUCACACUUGUGUUAUCAUCGACUUGAAUAGUGGAGUUAAUAGAACUGUUAUUGAUUCGUUCGGAUGUGCACUUGAUAGUUCGGUUAUGGAUUCACCGGAAUAUGUGGAACCGUUGUCAGCAUUUGCUGCCGGUAAAGCGGUCAAGUUUCCGGACGGUUCAAUGAUCAAAAUGCAGUGUCAUCUACGAUUUUGUGAUCGGUUACUGAGUGAAUGUGACACCAUUCUGCCUCCUCGGUGUCGCAGAACUCGUCGAGCAGCAAAAAGAAGUAAUGAAAAUAUCAGACCUAUAAACGUACCUUUGAAGGAAAUGAACCGAUCUUGGGAUUUCACAGGCUCCAUUGAUAGCGAUGAUGAAUACGAAGAAAUUGUAGAAGCGAUGACCUUUACGAUAGCAACAACGACAGCGACAACAACAACGACUAUCUUAACAGCAGCACCAUUACUAACUUUUCAUCCAUCACAGCAAGAGAAAUUAAUGCCAUCACGUCGACGUUUGACUAUCGUGGAACGUGUGACUGCAUCAGGAAGUCAUUCAGUCAGGUCAUUACCGCUUUUAUUAGUACCUGGCUUUGGCAACACUGCUUCUUAUCCUCUCGGGAAACUGAUCAGUGCUGAAGAAACACCAUUUGCUGUUUCAUCACCACGAACUAAUAACCAGCCUCGGAACGGUUAUCCACAUAUUGUCGACUUUCCAGCUGGUGGUAUGGAUGUGAAAAUUAAUACACAAAAUGUAACAAUUGUAAGCGAUGAUCAUUUGAAACAGAAAUACCAAAAAGAACUGAAAGAAAGACAAGAAAAGAUGAAAGCAUUAACGAAAAAGGUCCCGAAAACACCAGUAACAAUCACAUCUUUGGUUGUACUAGAUAAAACCACUACAUCUGCAAUUAAAUUCAAUCAUGUUAUUAAAGGCGUAAAACAAACAUCGCAACAACACCAACCAAGUUACAAUAUAUUUAGAACAGAAGACACCGAAUUACCAGCGCUAGAAAUCAGAAAAAAAAACACUAUCAUGAACGAUCCAUCUCAGGAAAUUGAAAAACAGACGACCAAUAGGGAGUCGGUGGAAGAAUUUGUGGAGGAAACAGUCGUACAACUCGAACAAAGGAUACAAAAGAUGAUUCGAUCUGAUGCAACAAUAGUUGAAUCACAGGUUAUAAAUGUCCGCGACUUAGAGGUAAUGAGUGACCCAAAUUUGAAAGAAAAAUGGUGCAAGAAAUAA